AUGGACUCCUCCAGCCGCCGCCCGCUCUGCGAUGUGCUAGGGAUAGGGGACGACGACCUCGAAGAGGGCGAGUACGUCCCCGGCGAGUACCAGUCGUCCUCCGACACCGACGACGACGACCGCUUCGAUCAUCAGUCGUCCCGUCGCGAGGACGACGAGGUCCACCCGCAGCACGGCGGCCGCAUGCGCCGGCUGGAAGACAUCGUCGUGGUGGGACGGGUCGGCGCCGGCGCGCCCCUGCCGGCGUCGCCCACGCCUUCGUCCGAAUCUGAGGGGACAAUCAGCGACCACCGCAGCGCAUCAUCUGCAGGCGGCGUCGGCGCGCGGCCGGCGCGGAAGUUCGCCUGCCACGUCUGCGGCAAGGGGUUCAGCAGCCGCAAGGCAGUGGACGGCCACAUGAGGGUCCACGGGAGCGGGAGCAGGAGCGGGCGCCAUGUGGUGGCGACCGCGGCGGCGGCGUUCAGUGGCGGCUGGGCCGCCACCGGCAGGCGCGGCUCGACAGGGGGCAAAGGCAAGCCUUCGGCCGCGGCGGCCUCUCUGAAUUCUGAGUCGACGACGGGCCACUCCACGGCCAUCGUCGCGGUACAAGUGCAGCAGCCCUUGGAGGCAGUGCCCAUGGCGUUCGCGGUGACCAAUCUGUCGCCGAUGCCUUCUUCCACCAGAACCAAUCUGUCCGGGGAGGACGACGAGGGCAGCAGCGCCACCGCCACCGCCACCGCGCAGCCGGUGCACUAUGAUGAGCCUGUGGUGGUGGCGGCGGCUGUGGUGACAGGAGCAAACCCUUCUUCCACUGGGGCUAGGGCUGCUGGGCCCGUCAACCACCAGCUGGCUGCGGCGGCAGAUCAACAAGCUCCUGCUCCACAAGUCCACCUCCAGGCUGUGUCAGUGCCACCUCCAGCAGCGCAGGAAGCUCAGUUCGCCCAGCGGCCACUGCCGCCGCCAGCAGCUGCAGUCCAGCUCCAGCAAGGCGGCCAGCUCGUACCCCGCCCCGCUCAGCCACCGCGGGAGUACAGCUGCAAAGUGUGCGGCAAGACCUACUCGACGCACCAGGGGCUCGGUGGCCACGCCGCCGGGCACAGGAACAGGCAGAGGGAACAGGAAGCUAUGGCGGCGGCCGCGGGGAUGAUGAUGAUGCCGCACGGCGGCGGCGGCGAGUUCCUCGCUGCGCUCCGCCGCGGCCGCAAGGCAGAGGAGCCGCACGCGUGCCAGAAGUGCCACAAGGUGUUCGCCACCGGGGUCGCACUCGGUGGCCACAUGAGGAUGCACUACACUGGCCCGCCGAUCGUGCACAAGAGCAAGAAGAGGUGUGUGGCACUCGUUGCAGCAGUGCAGCCGGCUCCGCCGCCUGCCGUGAGCGAGGCCGACCUUAGGCUUGCGCUGUCCACUGCUAAAACUGAGGAGCCGUCGUCGUCGCCUGCACCGGCCGUGGCGGGCACCAGCAGACUGCGUCUCUUUGGCAUUGACAUCGGACCGCUCGGACAACAACAAGCGCCAUCAGAGCAACAAGGGUCCGGCACGAUGGAGGGUUCUUCGUCCGCCGGCGAGCAGCAGCAGCACAAGUAG
Miscanthus lutarioriparius is the source of this 1563-nucleotide messenger RNA. NCBI's taxonomy places the organism in Eukaryota, Viridiplantae, Streptophyta, Magnoliopsida, Poales, Poaceae. The record is from the annotation of a GenBank genome assembly.